UGUGUGUGUCACUCUCUCUCUCUCUCUGUGUCUCACUCACUGUCCGCGCUCCUGACCGCUCAUCUCCACCGCUCGGCCAAUCACAGCCGCUCCGCUCCGCGGCCUCCAAUCAGCAGCCGCCUUGUUGCGGAGUGACCGAGAGACGGCAAAAUGGCGGCUCCCAGAGUCCGGGACAUCCCGAGAGGGUACCGAACCCUGAGAGAGAUUACUCGAGCCUUAAGAGAAGGUCAAAUCAGUUCAACAGAACUGUGCCAGAGAUGUCUGUCUUUAAUCAGGGAAACAAAGAUCUUCAAUGCUUAUAUCACUGUCACUGAGCAACUUGCCGUAAAACAGGCUGCAGAAGCAGAUAAAAGACUGAAAAGAGGAAAGCCUCUAGGUCCCUUAGAUGGAAUUCCAGUUGCUGUUAAGGAUAACUUUAGCACAGCAAAUAUCGAGACCACAUGUGCCUCAAAGAUUCUAAAAGGCUAUAUUCCACCAUUUAAUGCCACAGUAGUGCAGAAGUUACUGGAUCAAGGUGCUGUCCUUAUGGGGAAAACCAAUCUAGAUGAAUUUGCAAUGGGGUCUGGGAACACUGACAGCAUCUUUGGACCAGUGAGAAAUCCAUGGGGAUAUUCCAGACAGUUUAGAGAGAAACAUCUUCAGAGUCACGACAAGGAAGACUCUGAUUGGGUGAUAAGUGGUGGUAGCUCUGGUGGCAGUGCUGCAGCUGUAGCUUCACUGACGUGUUUUGCGGCUUUAGGCUCAGACACAGGCGGCUCAACACGUAAUCCUGCUGCCCACUGUGGGAUUGUAGGCUUCAAGUGUUCCUACGGACUCAUCUCUCGUCAUGGCCUCAUACCCUUGGUCAACUCCAUGGAUGUUCCUGGCAUUCUGACCAGAUGUGUAGAUGAUGCAAGCACUGUACUAGGUGUACUUGCUGGGCAUGAUCCCAAAGACUCAACAACUAGACAGGAACCUUUUGAACCCUUCGAAUUACCUGAUGAAAUAGAUAUAAGAAAUCUGUCUAUAGGUAUUCCAAAGGAAUAUCAUGCUCCUGGAUUGUCCAGUGAAAUUGUGGAAAACUGGACAAAGGCUGCAGAUCUAUUUGAAAAUGCAGGUGCCCGAGUUCUUGAAGUCUCCCUACCUCAUACUCCGUACUCAAUUGUUUGUUAUCAUGUGUUGUGCACAGCAGAGGUAGCAUCAAAUAUGGCACGGUUCGAUGGACUGGAAUACGGGCACCGCAGCAAGGCAGAGAGUUCAACAGAAACCUUGUACGCAGCAACCAGACAUGAAGGGUUCAACAGUGUGGUUCGAGGACGAAUUCUGGCAGGAAACUACUUUCUUUUAAAACAGAAUUACGAGCGCUAUUUUGUAAAAGCACAGCAGGUGAGACGCCUCAUAGCCAAUGACUUUGUGAAGGUUUUUGGUUCUGGAGUUGAUGUUCUACUGACACCCACAACUCUAAGUGAUGCUUUAUCAUAUCUGGACUUCAUCAAAGAAGACAACAGGACUCGCUGUACACAGGAGGACAUCGUUACCCAGUCUGCUAACAUAGCAGGAUUGCCAGCUGUGACUGUUCCAACCGCACUAUCACAAAGGGGGCUCCCACUCAGCCUCCAGUUUAUCGGACGAGCUCUCCACGACAAGCAGCUUCUGACAGUUGCUAAGUGGUUUGAACAACAAGUGAAUUUUCCACAGAUUAAUCUCUAGGGGCCUGCGGAAUAAUCAUAAUGACUUACACAAACCUUGAAGUUCAAUAGAA
Molecule: messenger RNA, 1741 nt
Organism: Callorhinchus milii (elephant shark)
Lineage: Eukaryota; Metazoa; Chordata; Chondrichthyes; Chimaeriformes; Callorhinchidae
Product: glutamyl-tRNA(Gln) amidotransferase subunit A, mitochondrial-like
Exons: 11
Coding region: 151-1689 (512 amino acids)
Biological process (GO): glutaminyl-tRNAGln biosynthesis via transamidation; mitochondrial translation
Cellular component (GO): glutamyl-tRNA(Gln) amidotransferase complex; mitochondrion
Molecular function (GO): glutaminyl-tRNA synthase (glutamine-hydrolyzing) activity
Source: RefSeq, a predicted model, not a curated record